AUGGAGGCGGAGAGGGGCCGAGCGAGGAGCCGGAGGCGGCGGCGGCGGCGGCAGCAGCGGCAGCACCAACAGCGGCGCGGAGAGACGGAUGCGGCGGUGGAAGUGGAGCGGCUGGCGCUCCCCAGGAGCUCCGCAACGCGAGGUUUCGGGCUCGUGGCUUUGCUUCCUCUGGGUCCCCUCUCCAGGGCCGCUCUGCAAGACGAAGAUGCCGAGGAGAGCGCCGCGGGGAGGGCGCUUCGGGCCGUGCGCGCAGCGCCCACAAAGGGCAGCAGUCCCGCCGCCCGGAGCCUCUGCUGCGUGGGGGCUGAGGGCCGCUUCCCGGCCCCCUUUCCGGCCCCCCCGGAGAGUUGGAGACUGUUCUCUGGCCUCGGCCGCGCGGGGGUGAGGUCGGGGGUCGGCGCGGCCGCUACUGCCCCGGCUCCGUCCGGCGCAGCUGCCGCCGCGGCCGCCCCUGGUGCCUGCGCGCCAGCACCCGCCUGCGGGUCCUUGCCCGGCGCCGCUCACUCGCGCGCGCCGCCCCACCCCCCGCCGCCGCCGCCCGCGCACCCUGCUCGGCCUCAGCGAGCGCGACCGACGCGAGUCGCAGCCGCCACCGCCGCUCUCCCCGCGCUCGCCGCACGCGCUGCCAGGCUGCGCGGCCCUCUCUCUUCUCCUCUCCUCUCCCCGCCCGCUGCCGCCGCCACCGCCGCCGCCGCCCUCGCCCCCGCCUCCCUCCUCCGCCGAGCUUCCCCGCCCGCGUCGUGGCCAAUCGGAGGCCACCGAGCUGCGGCUGUAGCCGGCCAGAUCCACGGCAGCCGUCCGCCCCCGCCCCGCCGAAGCACCCCGUUUCUGCUGCAGCCCGCGGGGGGUCGCCGGAGGGAAGUCUGGGGUUUUUGGGGUUUUUGUGCUUUUAGUAUUUGAAAAUCAAACUCAAUGUUUCCAUGGAAAAUAUAACCAACUCUACAGAGGACAGGAAGACGUCAGAGUUGCUCUGCACAGACUCCAGAAUUUGUAGGAAAAGAAACGAAGGGGUGGUGACAGGCUGGCAGCGGGGGAGAACCAUGGUGAGCAGGAACACGGACACUUGAAGCCUCCAGUGAGAGUUUCAAACUCAACAUGCCUGGCAAAAGUUAGCAAUGAAUAGAUGAUGAAUUGAGAUAGCUCCUGCCUGAAGGAAAGCAACCUGCUUGGAUCUGAAUAAGCAGGAAAUUCUUCAGUUUGUUCAGCAGAACCUAGAAAAGAUAACCCUAGAAUCUGGCUAAAAUCCUAAAGGCAUUCCAUGUAGUACACGUUUUUUGGUUUGUUUGUUUUGUUUUUAAGAAGCACAAAAUCAGGGUCUCCUGGGUGGCUCAGCUGGUUAAACAUCUGACUUCAGCACAGGUCAUGAUCUCAUGGUUUGCGAGUUCGAGCCCCACAUCGGGCUCUGCGCUGAGAGCAUGGAGCCUGCUUGGGAUUCUCUGUCUCCCUCUCUCUCUCUGCCCCUCCCCAUCUGUGCGUGCUCUCUCCCUCAAAAUAAAUAAACUGAAACAACAACAACAACAACAAAAACCCAAAAAGAAUCACAAAAUCAACCUAGUUGCUUGCAUGUUGUACACCAUUAAGAAAUCACUUUGCAUUCCUCUUUAAGUCCUAAAGUUUAAAUUGCUGAUGGCAUCUCCUAUAAUCAAUAUGGCAAAAUCGGAUUAUUACCAAAAUUAAAGUAAAAAAACAAUUGCUACUUAUAGUUUUCCAAAGUUAACAUUAAAAAGAAAAAAACCCCUGCAUUAAAAAAAGUCUUCACUAACAGCAAAACACUCAUGUGUGGUCCUCCAAAAUGUUGCAUUUAUUUUAAACAACCAAUAUCAUAAUUACUAGUUUUUCCAGAAAUCAAAUUCUUAAAAUCUUUAUGGUAUUUUUCAAAUAUGAAAAUAAAUGUUUUGUAUCCUUA
Neofelis nebulosa (Clouded leopard) is the source of this 1906-nucleotide messenger RNA. RefSeq names its product skin secretory protein xP2-like. The coding region runs from base 1 to 900 and encodes 299 amino acids. The transcript is spliced from 4 exons. The record is from RefSeq and is a predicted model, not a curated record. Lineage: Eukaryota; Metazoa; Chordata; Mammalia; Carnivora; Felidae.